Molecule: messenger RNA, 798 nt
Organism: Debaryomyces fabryi
Lineage: Eukaryota; Fungi; Ascomycota; Pichiomycetes; Serinales; Debaryomycetaceae
Exons: 1
Coding region: 1-798 (265 amino acids)
Biological process (GO): lipid droplet organization; phospholipid biosynthetic process; lipid storage
Cellular component (GO): endoplasmic reticulum membrane
Source: RefSeq, a predicted model, not a curated record
AUGAAGCUAUGUAUUUGGCAUGUAAUUGUCGUCUCAUAUGCUAUAGUUUAUGUUACGUCAAUUCCAUGGUAUCUUUUUCUUCACCAAUUUAAAGAUAAAGUAUCAGAUAAUUCAUUCAUAGCAUUUAUAAACCAAAAUCUUAUAGUAAGAUGUGGAUACCUUUUAUUCACCGUAGCAUACUUCAGCGAAGCCUUAACGUACAGUGAUUGUGAGUUAAUGAUUUCUCGUUCAAGAGCAUUGAAGAUUUUAAGAAGUUACAGCUUAUACACCUCAUGUACGGUGAUUCUACUUGGAUGGUUUUUCGGACCGCUGAUCUAUGAAAGAGUUAACACAUUAACAGGGGGAUAUUGCAAUACGAAAUCACAAGAUUCUGGAGUCGCAGGCCAAUUCCAGUGUACAAGAAUCCCAGGAGCCAAAUGGAUAGAUGGUUUCGAUGUUUCUGGACAUAUUUACAUAUUACUGACAAUGUCCUUAUUAUUAUGGGAAAGAUUUCUCGAAAACUUGAAUGUACGCCACUUUUCCCAGCUGUAUGAAGGUUAUGCAGCUCUAAGAACAUAUUUUUCUAAAUUUGAUUGGGAAGAUGAUCCUUCGAUCACACCAGAAGAACCAGAAUACAGCAUACAAACAGAAUACUCUCACCUUAUUCGCUUACUAUUUUUUGCAUUAACGGUAUCAUUGCUUAGUAUUUGGUCCAUGAUGUACAUAGUUACUUGUGUAUUUUUUCACACACUAUCUGAAAAGCUUGUCCUGCUUAUAGUGGGAAUUGCAAUUUCUCUAGCCAUAACAUCAUUGAAUUAA